AUGCAGCCUUUUCCCGAUUUCGACUUCCUCCUCGAAGCUGAUGCUACGACGAUGGAUAACAUGGAUCAAGUCAAUCUUUCACCAGUGGAUGAUAUCAUACCUUCCCCAGUCAGUAUCGGCCUCGACUUUGACGGGGCCCAGUUAAUCGACGAUCUCAAGAGCUUUGAAUCCAUGGCGGAUAGUAUUUUGGAUCCGUUGUCCACCCACGAACCGAUCAGUCUAGCCAACGGCGACGAGAGUCCCAUAAAAGUACGACGAACAGUCCAUCGCAGCAGCGCCAGCUGCGAAUACAGCUCCCCGUCACCGCCAUCGUCUGUCUCAUCUCCACUCUCAAGACAUCAGAACAUCUCGUCCGAGGACAAUGUGAAGGACGCACUCGCCGCCUUGGAGAAGAAACUCUCACAGCCUACUUACACCACUGCCAAAGACAACGAGAAGCCCAAGAAGGAUGGCAAGCCAGAGUUUUCCUAUAUCGCCAUGAUCGCUAAAGCCAUACUGAGCACGCCACAGAAACGCAUGAUACUUGGGGACAUCUACCAGUUCGUCAUGGACAACUUCGCCUACUACAACAACAACGAGAGGGCCUGGAGGAACAGCAUCCGUCACAACCUGUCGCUGAACGAGUGUUUCAUCAAGAGUGGCCGCUGCGAGGGCGGCAAGGGCAACUACUGGGGCAUCCAUCCGACAUGCGUGGAGGAGUUUGCCAAGGGCGACUACAGCCGCAGACAAGCGAGAAAACGAGUCCGACGUGGAAUGAAAGCCAUGAUUAGCACAUUGCCUGUCGACAAGAAGGAGACGCUUCCAUACGUUCCGAUGGGUACCAGUCAUGUCGCCAGGAAAAACUACCACCCUUACGCCACGCCAUACUCCAGCUACAGGAAUACGAUGCAGUACACCAGUAAUCAGCAAACGCCAAACUACAUCAUGCCGCGGAAUGCGUCUACCAACGUUUCGCCUGCCAACAGUUUGUCGCCAACGAGUUACAGCAGUUUGUCACCUACCGGGUUGAACACCUCCUCUCCGACUGGUUUCAACUCUUCGUCGCCACCGAGUUUCAACGCGUCCAUGUCUCCUACGCCUCCGUCAUACAGCAGCGUGUCUCCGACAUCUUACAUUGCCGUCUCACCAACGAAUUACAGCGGUCUGAAUGUGGAUACUUCUUUUGGGACAAACGUCUAUACGUCAUCUUACGUAAACUCUUGUCAGAACGCUUUAUACGGAACGCAAAGAAACGAUUACUCAUAUCAGAUGCCCCAGAACAACCUACUGAUGACGUACAAUGCUCCACGAAUAAAUGCGAUGGGAAAUCCUUCCGACUACGCGACGAAUACCUCGCCAUGGAACGUCCAGAAUAACGCUUACGGUUCAAACAGGUAUUACCACGGUGGUAUGAACCCUGGACUCUUGUCUCAGACGAUGCCAGCUUCCAACUUUCCGGAAACUUUUCCGGCGUACUAA
This is a messenger RNA of Lineus longissimus, 1458 nucleotides long. Its product is annotated as forkhead box protein E1-like. The coding region runs from base 1 to 1458 and encodes 485 amino acids. The record is from RefSeq and is a predicted model, not a curated record. Lineage: Eukaryota; Metazoa; Nemertea; Pilidiophora; Heteronemertea; Lineidae. Gene Ontology annotation, molecular function: DNA-binding transcription factor activity, RNA polymerase II-specific; RNA polymerase II cis-regulatory region sequence-specific DNA binding. The transcript has a single exon. Gene Ontology annotation, biological process: anatomical structure morphogenesis; regulation of transcription by RNA polymerase II; cell differentiation.